Messenger RNA from Microcebus murinus (gray mouse lemur), 3506 nucleotides. The record is from RefSeq and is a predicted model, not a curated record. Lineage: Eukaryota; Metazoa; Chordata; Mammalia; Primates; Cheirogaleidae.
AUGGUUUUGCAAAGUGGCCCAAAGGGGGCCCUGUCCAAUGCGGAGUGUGGUAACGUCCAAUCAGGCGCGCAACGGAAGAGGCGGGUCUUCCACGGAGGGGCGGGGCCUUCAUCUCUGGCGCCGCCCUUAAAGGCCCGUCCACGUUCCCGCUCCGUCUCCAUUUCGGUGUGGGAGUUCCGGGCGCUGUGCGUGGUCGCGUCGUCCUGCGGACGCUGGAGCUCCGUGUGGAGGAUGGCGGGACCCGCCGGAGGCCGGAAACUGGGACUGUUGACAUUCAAGGAUGUGACCAUAGAUUUUUCCAGAGAAGAGUGGGCAUGCCUGGACCCUGCCCAGAAGAAUUUGUAUAGGGAUGUGAUGUUAGAGAACUACAGAAACCUGUUUUCCCUGGGUCUUGUUGUCUCUAAGCCAGACCUGAUCCUCUGUCUGGAGCAAAGGAAAGAACCCUGGAGUGUGAAGAGACAUGAGACAGUAGAAGAACACGAAGGUAAAGAAUGUGGGGACUACUUUAACCAAUGCCCAUGUAUUAUUGAACAUAAGAACAUUCAUGAUGGACAGAAACCUUCAAAAUGGAAACAGUGUGAUAAAGUAGUUAAAUGUUGUUCAAGCCUUGCUAAUUAUAACACAGUUCAUACUGGAGAGGAACCCACCCAAUGUGAAAAAUUUGGCCAAUCUUUUAACUGGCAAUCAUCCUUGACUAAACGUAGGAAAAUUCAAACAGGUGGAAAACCCUACCAAUGUGAAGAAUGUGGCAAAGCCUUUCAUUGGUUCUCACAACUUAUUAUGCAUGUGAGAAUUCAUACUGGAGAGAAACCCUACAAAUGUGAUGAAUGUGGCAAAGCAUUUCGUUUGCGUUCAUACCUUACUUCACACAAGAGAAUUCAUACUGCAGAGAAACCCUACAAAUGUGAUGUAUGUGACAGAUCCUUUGCAAGGAUCUCAUACCUCUACACACAUAAAAGAAUUCAUACUGGAGAGAAACCCUACAAAUGUGAAGAAUGUGGCGAAGCCUUUAAACAGCUUUCACGGUUUUCUGAACAUAAAAUAAUUCAUACUGAGGAGAAACCCUACAAAUGUGAAGAAUGUGACAGAGCGUUUAAAUAUCAGUCACGCUUUUAUGAACAUAAAAGAAUUCAUUCUGGACAGAAAACCUACAAAUGUGAACAGUGUCAUAGGGUCUUUAAACAGUACUCAUAUCUUAGUCAACAUAAAAGAAUUCAUACUUUAGAGAACCCCUACAAAUGUGAACAAUGUGACAGAGCCUUUAUAUGGUCCUCAUACCUCUCUAGACAUAAAAGAAGUCAUACUGGAGAGAAACCCUACAAAUGUGACGAAUGUGGCAAAACCUUUAACUGGUUCUCACAACUUACGAUGCAUAAGAGAAUUCAUAGUGGAGAGAACCCCUACAAAUGUGAAGAAUGUGGCAGAGCCUUUAAACAGUUUUCAAAUCUUCAUGUACAUAAAAGAAUUCAUACUGGAGAGAAACCCUACAAAUGUGAUAUAUGUGGCAAAGCCUUUACUCGGUUUUCACGUGUUAGUAUGCAUAAGAGAAUUCAUACUGGAGAGAAACCCUAUAAAUGUGAAAAAUGCGAUAGAACCUUUACACAGUACUCCAACCUUUCUAUACAUAAAAUAAUUCAUACUGGAGAAAAACCCUAUAAAUGUCAAGAAUGUGACAGAUCCUUUAGAUGGCAAUCAUACCUCUCUAAACAUAAAAGAAUUCAUAUUGGAGAAAAGCCCUAGAAAUGUGAACAAUUUCGCAAAGCCUUUAAACAGUUUGCACAUCUUUAUGUGCAUAAAAGAAUUCCUACUGGAGAGAAACCAUACAAAUGUGAAGAAUGUGACAAAGCCUUUAAUUGACACUCAUACAUUUCUGCACAUAAAAAUUCAUACACAAGUAACCUUACAAAUGUUAGAAUGCAGAAAAAUUUUUAAAUAUUGCUCAAGGUUUUCCAUUCAUAAGAUCAUUCAUACAGGAGAGAAACCCUGGAAGUAUAAAGAAGGUGGGAAAGCCUUUACCUGAUGCUGUUACUUCACUAUACAUGAGCACAAUCUUAGAAAUAUAAACCAAGUGGGAGAUCUUUUAAUAACUUUAACUGGUUGUUUAUAUCUCAAUAGCAGACAGUCAUGGUGGGUAACAGUGAUAGAAAUGUACCACUGUCAAAAUAUCUUUCAGAAAGUAAAAGUCUGCAUAAAAUAGUACAGUUUUAACGUAUUAUGUAAUACAUACUUUUAUCAAAUAUCUUAUUGUGUAUAGGAUAAUUUACAUUAGAACCAAACUUUCCGGCAUUUGCUCAAAGUUUAUUUAAAGUCAGUGUAUCUGGAGUGGAGAGAAACUCUACAAAUGUCAUAAAUGCAGAAAAACAUUUCUUCAAAAAACAGACCUUGGAAAACACCAGAGUUUAUACUAAAAGAUAUUUUCCAGAUGGUACAAUGUGAAAAAAUAUUUAAUCAAAAAUCACGUCUAGAUAAAAAUUAGAGGUUAUCUGGUAGAAAGAAUUAAGGCCCCAAUACUCAGAAAUUACUCAAAAGGACAAUGUUGUUUAUAGAGAAUAAUCCAAAGUUAAAGUAGAUAGAAGGUUUAUGUGUAUAUAUGUUUAAAAGGAGGAGAUUGAUUAAUGGUGGGUUACAAUUACAUAAAAAAUAUUGAUGCAAAUUACUUAGAAUUAAUUGAUACCUUCAUUAGAGUUUUAUAAAAAUGUCAAGUUUUGCUCCAUCAAAACUGAAAAUUUCUUUUUAUAUUAUGUGGGAAUCAUGAAUAUACUCUUCUGAGGAAUAUUAAGGACACAGAAAUGUAACAUGUCGAGAGUCUAACUGUAAAAUUAAUCCGUGUGAUUAACUUGUGAGAGCAUUGUAAGUGAUUCAGAGAUAGGUGUGUAGAUUAAUAUUCUUAUGCAUUAUAAUUAGAAACCUCUUUUGAAUUUUAGAAGUAAAUAGUUUUACCAGUUCCGUUAAGGUAAUUUAGGUAGUAAAAUAUUGUAUGUGCAAUGCUUUUUAAAACAGUAUUGUCAACUUAAUUUCUUUAAAUAGAACAAUAUUGUGUUUAAUUUGUAAAGACUGUUGUGCAAAAAUGAAGUAUAGUGAUGACACCAACGUAAACCUAUCCACCCUUAUUCAAGAUUGUAGGUACCAGAUGGUACUAAUUUAUUAUUGGGGAACAUAGCAGAGUAACAUCUCCAGUGUCUUUUAUUCCAGUAGGCCUUAGAGUACAAAUAAUAUUAAGGAUAUUAUUUCUAUAGGUUAUGUUUUUAUUGUUUAUGUAACUAAAGGUUCAUUAUAAUGGCUAUAAUGAAGGUUUAUGAGAGUACUAUCAAGAUGCACAUGUUUCUCAGUCCUGAAUGACUAUUUGCAAAAUUUAAUCCUACGCUUUUCUUUUGAACAUGUGGCCACUGUGGUCUCCAAAACGGACACAUACUUUUAUUUUUCAUUUACAUGGAAUGAAAUACAGAAUUGUCUCAUGAUAAAGAAAACUUAAGUUGUAAGAGUAUUAUAGAAAAAGGUUUUUUUGU